Molecule: messenger RNA, 429 nt
Organism: Lotus japonicus
Lineage: Eukaryota; Viridiplantae; Streptophyta; Magnoliopsida; Fabales; Fabaceae
Product: replication protein A 70 kDa DNA-binding subunit C-like
Exons: 1
Coding region: 1-429 (142 amino acids)
Biological process (GO): positive regulation of cytoplasmic translation
Cellular component (GO): cytoplasm
Molecular function (GO): zinc ion binding; mRNA binding; single-stranded RNA binding
Source: RefSeq, a predicted model, not a curated record
AUGAGGUCAGGUUCUCAUACUUACCAAGGAAAGGAAAAAUCUCAGCAGAAGAAGCCGUAUCAACGCCCGGAGGGGGAAGGUUUUACCUCAGGAUCUUACAAGCCUUUGACUGCUGUCACUCCAGGGGCAAGAAACCGAUCAUCACACCCAGAGGUGACCUGCUUCAGGUGUGGGAAGACUGGACAUUAUGCGAACGCAUGUAUGAACCAAGGGCCCCGAUGUUUCAAUUGCAACCAACCAGGGCAUAUGACCGUCGAUUGCAGGGCACCCAAGGUUGAACCAACUGUCAACACUGCAAUGGGAAAGCGUCCUGCUGCUAGAGGAAGAGUUUAUAUCAUGGAUGGAGAAGAAGUUGGAGGAGCUGAUGGGGUAAUUAGAGAGAAACGCAGGAACGAUGGUAACUUUCUAACUAUUCCUGCUAAUUUCUAG